Messenger RNA from Ceratitis capitata (Mediterranean fruit fly), 1737 nucleotides. RefSeq names its product ras-related protein Rab-4B (gene Rab4). Gene Ontology annotation, molecular function: GTPase activity; GTP binding. Bases 371 to 1012 code for a protein of 213 amino acids. Gene Ontology annotation, biological process: regulation of endocytosis; Rab protein signal transduction. Gene Ontology annotation, cellular component: endosome. Lineage: Eukaryota; Metazoa; Arthropoda; Insecta; Diptera; Tephritidae. The record is from RefSeq and is a predicted model, not a curated record. The transcript is spliced from 4 exons.
UCGCAAACGUCAGCGUGAAAAACAAAGAUCUCUCCAAAGAAUUAAUUUCAUUGGUAGCAGUUUUUAAGUGGAAAAAAUUAUUUUAAUUCAUUUCUAAAGCUUUAUAAAUGCAUUUUUUGUAUAUAUACACACUCGCAAUAAUAAAUAUAUUCGUUACAUAUUUCAACUAUACUAUUAUGUGAAAGAAAUUUAUGUUAUACUUGCCUAAAGCGUACAAGUGUAACCCAAAGUCAUUAACAACACAGCAAGAAAAACAAAAGGUGUAAAAUAGUGAGACAAUUUUUUGAGUCGUAACUCGUAACUUCGAUAAAAAUAAGGAACCACAAACAUAGUAAAUAACAUAACAGCAGCCAACACAAAAUUAAAGAAAAUGUCGGAAUCGUAUGAUUAUCUAUUUAAAUUCCUAAUAAUUGGAAGUGCAGGCAGCGGCAAGAGCUGCUUACUACAUCACUUUAUUGAAAAUAAGUUUAAGGACGACAGUUCUCAUACCAUUGGUGUUGAGUUUGGCUCGCGCAUCGUCAAUGUUGGUGGUAAAUCUGUUAAGCUGCAAAUAUGGGAUACGGCUGGACAGGAGCGUUUUCGCUCAGUAACACGUUCAUAUUAUCGCGGAGCUGCUGGAGCCCUUUUAGUUUAUGAUACAACAUCCCGUGAUUCUUUCAAUGCACUCAAUAAUUGGUUGAAUGAUGCACGUACAUUGGCUAGUCCAAAUAUUGUUAUACUUCUAGUUGGUAAUAAGAAGGACUUGGAAGACGAACGCGAUGUCACGUUCUUGGAAGCAAGCACGUUUGCACAGGAAAAUGAAUUAAUAUUUCUUGAGACCAGUGCGAAAACUGGAGAGAAUGUUGAAGAGGCUUUUUUGAAAUGUUCGAAAACAAUAUUGGCAAAAAUUGAAAGUGGUGAGUUGGAUCCCGAACGCAUUGGCAGUGGCAUACAAUAUGGUGGUGCUGCGUUACGAAAUCUUCAAACUAGACAACGGAGCAUUAGUAAGCCAGACUGUGGCUGUCGCGUUUAAUUUAAUUGACAAAACAAAACAAAAAAAAGCUUAUUUCUUUAAUCUCAUUAAUUCUUUAUUAUAUGUAGAACUUAACGCAGUGAAAUAUUUAGAGAAGAUGUCGAUUUCACUGUUUGUAAAAACGAGCAAGCGUACGAAUUAUAUCUAUGUGUAGUGGCUAUAAAUUAAAAUGUAUAGAUUUAUGUAGGUAUAUGUAUAUGUAUGUGAUGAACAUUUAGGUUAUAUGCUAUUCAAAAAGUAUGAGCAACAGCGGUGAAUUCAAAUAUUUUUUUCUUAUUCAACCGCGGCACAUUAUUUUAAUCUCUCAACAUUCAAGUCUAAAUUCAUUCCGUAAACUCAAACAAUAAUUCGUUUUAGUUAUUCAUUGAUAUUAUUUACCUACUGUAUUUUCGAUCAUAUUUAAGUAAGAUACGGUAGUGUUUUAUUUUAUUUUUAUUAUGUAUUGAACGUUUUUUUUAUCUGUUUGUCAUUUAUUGGCUAUUUAACAUUACUUUAGAAAUAUUUUGAUCAAAUUUUAUAACUGUAAAAAUUAAGAUAGUAAGGUGUUAACAAGUAUACAUUUUUGUAAAUACUAAAGAAAAAUAUACGAAAAUAAACGAAAAAUACAUGUAAACGCUUUGCAAAAACCAAAUAACUAUUUAAAUUUCCAGAAAUACAUGACGUAAUUAUGAAAAUUUCUAUUUGACAAUAGAAUUAGUAAACGUAUUGAAAUAUAAAUUAUUUAA